Molecule: messenger RNA, 1556 nt
Organism: Saprolegnia parasitica CBS 223.65
Lineage: Eukaryota; Oomycota; Saprolegniomycetes; Saprolegniales; Saprolegniaceae
Exons: 7
Coding region: 342-1430 (362 amino acids)
Source: RefSeq, a predicted model, not a curated record
AAAACCUCCUCUUCUUCCUUGAGGUGGACGAGUGCAAACGCCUCCCCAACCAGUCGUUUGUCCAGGCCACGGCGCGCAAGAUCUACGACACGUACCUCAAGCCUGGCGCAAAGCGGUACCUGAAUCUCUCCCUCCGGCUUCACAACGAGUUUGCCAUUCCGGACGACGCGGCCUUUGAGCCCUCCGCGUUUUUUGACGCGCAGUACCUCGUGCUCGAGUACAUUCGCGUCGAGCUCUGGCCGCGCUUCAGCAUCUCGGAGCCGUACAUCAAAUACUGCCAAACGGAGGCCGUGUCACCGCAACCGUGGGACGAGUACCACCCCGAAAUCUCGGCCGAGCGAAUGGAGACGCUCAUGGCCGAGCUGGAUGCAAUGAACCCCUCCGUGUACGUUUUGAAUUUGAGUUUGCCAACAGCACUCGCGCUUGACGAAAUGAAACCUUGUAGGCUCAUCCAACGAGCGCUGUCGAUCCCCGUCGAAGCCAUCGCCAAUGCGCCAAAGCCUCUGGCGCCAAACACGCUUAUGCUACUCCUCCACGACAAGCUCGGACACCGAGCGUUCAAGCAGUUUCUGUCCGUAAAAGGCAACGCCCACUACGUUGCCUUCAUCGACGAGGUCGACGAGUACGAAGGCCUACCUGGCAUUGAGUUUAUGCAGCACACGGCCAAGAAGCUCUACAAAAAGUAUCUGAGCGAAUCCUCCAAGCUCCAAGUGGACACGAGCACCAAGAUGCGCCAGGAGAUCGAGGCCAAGCUCUCGUCGCCAACCAUCGACAUGUUCAAAGCGGUUGUCGCCCGCGUAAAGCAAGGGUUGUUACGAGACGCCUUGCGCCGAUACCUCAAGUCGUCCAUAUACCUCGAGCUCAACCUCCAAGCUCUGAACCCCGAGCUAGCAAAGGAGCUGGACGAGGCUGUUGCGCAAGGGAAACUGGAAAUUCCGCACCUGGAAAUCUUCCUAUCGGACGCCACUUUCCUCGCUAACUUUAAGAGCUAUUGCAAGAGCCAGCACUGCAUCGAGAACCUCCUUUUCUGGGAAGAGGUCGAGGAAUUUCGGAGGCUACCGUCCAACCAAAUUGUGCUGCGCUGCGCCAAGAAGAUUGUCGAAAAGUACGUCAACAUCGAGACGUCCAAGACGCCGCUGGACCUCCCCGUCCACAUGCACGAGUUCCUCACCGACAACCUUGAGCACGUCGACCGCGCCUACUUCCACGAUGCUGUGGCCGAGGUCAUGGACACGCUCCGCUCUAUUGAGCUCCCCGAUUUCCUCGACUCGCCUCUCUUCAUGGUGCUCGUUGGGUCGUGGGUCACGAUGGACCAAGUGUACGCGGUGCACCACCUUCACAACGACCUCGAGUCGGCGUACUUUCGGCACCGGUUCCACUACAUUUGCGAGGCCAAGAAGGAGAAAAACCGAGACGAUGCGCUCGGGUAGUGUUGUGGUAACGUUGUCGUUAUCGCAUUCUCUUGGCCAACCUUGUUACGCCUGGCGGCUACUGUCAUCGUCAUCGUCGACACCAACCCAGGACUCGAAUGCCAUGAGAAACUCCUACAAAGACAG